Pleurotus ostreatus (oyster mushroom) is the source of this 813-nucleotide messenger RNA. RefSeq lists its product as uncharacterized. The transcript has 5 exons. The record is from RefSeq and is a predicted model, not a curated record. Lineage: Eukaryota; Fungi; Basidiomycota; Agaricomycetes; Agaricales; Pleurotaceae. Gene Ontology annotation, cellular component: catalytic step 2 spliceosome. Bases 1 to 813 code for a protein of 270 amino acids. Gene Ontology annotation, molecular function: RNA binding. Gene Ontology annotation, biological process: mRNA cis splicing, via spliceosome.
AUGUCCACAGCUCACAGACCGACAUGGGAUCCUGCGCAGGCCAAAGAUGUCAAAGGAGGCUCGCGGCAGUUCUCCGUGCGGGACAUGGCCUCUCACACGAAGCUGAAGUUUCGGCAAGCAGGUCAGACCUCUGUGGAUGAGGUCAAGAAGCGUGACUUGAGGGCUGAACUCCUGGCUGCUGAGCAGGAGGCCCGGAAUAAGAAGCGCAAAGCCGAGGGUAAGCCACCGCUGCCCGUAGAGAACGGGUCGAGCACGGCAGAGGUUGACGAGGAGGCAAACAAGCGGAGGAAGCUAUUGCAAGACGCCCUCGAGAUGGACAAGGACGACGACGAUGACGAGGAAGAGGAGGACAAGGGAAGCAAGCCGAAAGACGACGAAGCUGAUGGCAGGCGAGACGAUUCAGACGACGACGACGACGAUGACACUGCCGAGCUGAUGCGAGAGCUAGAGAAGAUAAAACGAGAGAGAGCUGCGGAAGCAGAGAGGAAAGAACGAGAACAGCUAGCUUCAGACUCGGCCGCACGGGAUGCCGAAAUCGCGACCGCAAACCCACUGCUGAAUUUAGCUGCAGCUUUGGGCCAGACUCCUGGAAUAAGUACAACCGUUCCGGGCACAUUCGCUGUGAAAAGGCGGUGGGAUGACGAUUUGAUAUUCAAAAACCAAGCGAUGUCUGGACGAGACAAACAAGGUCAAUUCGUGAACGACCUUCUACGAACAGAAUUCCACAAGAAGUUCAUGGCCAAGUUUAUCAAGGUAUUUUUGACGCUCCGAGCGUUCAAGAACUUUCUGAGACUAACGGGAGAUCUAUUAUAG